AUGGAUCGAGCUAUCUGCGGCUUUUCGUGCCCUGAAACAAGCGUGAUUGCCGAAGAAGACGGCAGGCGAGACUCAGCAAAGAGAAGCAAGCGAUCCUGCAACAAGCGACAACAGCGCUAUCGCGCAAAGCAGCGAUUGUACGUUGAAAGACUCGAAAUAACUGUGCAACGCCUUCGACUGGAUGUGGAUCAGCAAGUAAUGAAUCGUCGGGAUGUUUGGGAAGCACGUUUUCGUGACCUCCAGCCAAAUAUGUCAGUCCGGAGGAAUACGACGAGUGGCAGUGACGUCGUGACGUCCAUGUGUGAAUGCAUGAAAGCGUUUGGUUGUAGUGUCCAAGGUGACCGGGCGAGACAUUUUGAGGCAUUGAUGCGGAGUGAUGUUCACAACGGCGAUCUUAUCGGUCGUGACAGUAUUCUCGCGCAGUGGAAACGUCUUGUUCGUCAUUUCAGUGAUGUCGUGCCGGUGCUGGAGGAUUGCUCUGUAAACGUGAAUUUUGUGGACCAUUCUACUGCGAUUGGGCACGUGACCGCGUCGCUUGAGCUGCGGCUGACCCGUCGAAAUUUGGCCGCUAUCUUUCCCUAUACUGUCACUGACAUGAGUGUCCGCGAUCGGUUACUAGUGAGCCCGCUCGUGCUGAUGCCAAUGGCCGUCUUUUUUCAAUUUGAUGAGCAAGGCAAGGUCAGUCGUUAUGACCACUCCGUCGACUUCGUAGCUGGGCUUUACGAGGUGCUCCGAGAUUACCGGGACGUGGCGAGUAUGCUGAAAUCGGCCAAUCUCGACGCUUCGGGACAAAUUCGUGAUGAUGAACCCGCGGUUGCGAUAAGUCAGCUCGUUUGUCGUGAUCGUCGCAUCCGUGAUAAAGCCGUUUUGGGGUGCCCGAGCAAACUCUCAGUACGGUAUCUGCUAUCAAACGGCGACACUGGUGAGUAA
Molecule: messenger RNA, 930 nt
Organism: Peronospora matthiolae
Lineage: Eukaryota; Oomycota; Peronosporomycetes; Peronosporales; Peronosporaceae
Source: the annotation of a GenBank genome assembly